This is a messenger RNA of Polypterus senegalus (gray bichir), 2931 nucleotides long. Its product is annotated as neoverrucotoxin subunit beta-like. The record is from RefSeq and is a predicted model, not a curated record. Gene Ontology annotation, molecular function: protein binding. Bases 388 to 948 code for a protein of 186 amino acids. NCBI's taxonomy places the organism in Eukaryota, Metazoa, Chordata, Cladistia, Polypteriformes, Polypteridae. The transcript has 2 exons.
ACAACUGUACAGUAUAUGCAGACAUAGCCAAAAGUGUCACUUUAAAAAUGAAGCAAAAAUAUAUACGAAAUAAGAUAAAGCUGACAAAAGUCCUCGUCAUCCACCAUUCUUUACUACACAGAGCAGAUCAUCAAGGUGUUUGGGAGCGAAUAUCACAAAGGUGAAACCACCAAGAAUGGGGAAAAGAAGACAAUGGAAUGUUGUGAAGUGUCUGCUAUGAGCCCUGAACUGAAUCCAAGUCAACAUCCAUGGAAAGAACUGAAGGUCACAGCUGGGAGAAAAAGGCCAUCAGACGUCAAGAAGAGUGGGCCGGGUGGGCAGUGAGAGGAGCAGAAGUCUCAUCCAGAGCCACAGGAAGGUCUUGAUGGCAGUUAUUACCUCCAAAUAAUGAGCGACCAAACAGAAGACUUCUGUCCCCUCACACUGGACAUCAACACAGCAAACAGAGAGUUUCGUCUGUCUGAAGGGAACAAGAAGGUGACACGUGAGUGGACAAAAGCUACAUACCCUGAUCAUUCUGAGAGAUUUGAUCACUUGGCGCAAAUUCUGUGCAGAGAGGCUCUCAGUGGGACUCGCUGUUACUGGGAGGUGGAGUGCAGUGGACACUUCAUGAGGAUUGGAGUCGCAUAUAAAGGACUGAGCAGAAAAGGAACAGGCGUGGAGAGCCGCCUUGGAUACAACGACAAGUCCUGGAGUUUGCUGUGUUCUCAUUCUGAAUACUCUGUGUAUCACAGUAAUAAGAGGACUCUAAUCAGCGCCCCCUACAGUCCCCGAAUAGGUGUGUAUCUGGACUGGCCUGCUGGCUCUCUUUCAUUUUAUAGCGUCUCACACACAAUGACCCUCCUGCACAGGUUCAACACCUCGUUCACUGAGCCCCUCUAUCCAGGGUUUGGGUUUGGUCCUGAUUCGAGUGUAACAAUCUGCCAUCUGACACCAUGUGACCACUGACCAAUACACGAAAUUGGUCACUUGAUGUCCCCUCAAGCUCAGGUGUCUUUGUGUUUGCAGUUUGGGGUCAAAUUGAAAAUUACAGGAUGGGUGGGUUGAGGUGGGUUGGGAUGCAGCAUCUCUGUGAGUGAUUUUCUGGAUGAGAAUGCUGGGCGAGUGCAGCUGUCAGGGUCUCCAUCAUUAUUGGGUCUGAGUAGCCAUUCAGGUGUGUGUGUCAUAGUGAGGGGCGGUGACACCUCAGACCUACAAAUACCAGUCUGACCAUCAGGGGUCACUGCUGAGUCAUAGCCACAUGUCUUUCAGGCUUACACCCCAACUGCUGUGGCCUCUGAGUGUCACUGAAUGUCACUCGUUAAUUCAGUCUAUAUAGCGCCUUUCAGUAGUGCUGCUCCAUCAGGACCACAUGCCUGUCUCAGUAUCAAGAGCCUCAUUCCAGUGACGAUUCAGGAGCGCAGAGUGACAGAAGUGACUGGAGUGCUGGCCUCUGAACAGACAUUGUCUGUCCCUUUAUUAGUUACUCCGGUGGUCUGUCACAUCUGAAUUAAUUCACUGUGAAUGUCUAAAGAUGAGGACUCACCGCUCAGUCACAUGUCGGCCAUACUGAUGGAGUUUGGUGUUUUACUGAGUCACUUGGUGCCACGUUAGACAUUAAACUGCACCUCCUCCCUGUUGUUCCCACUGUCACCCAACCUCAAGGAGAUGAGUCAGCUGACUGACUUCACCAUCACUGUCUGUGUUUAAAGUGACAAUCAGAUGUGACACUUGGGGACACUUUUAUCUUUCCACUGACACACACACAUUCCCAUGAUUAAUUUACUAUUCCCUUAGGACCCAUCAAGGAGUGGUGUGUCACCUGACAUCAGUCUGUGUGAGAAUGUCCAGGCUGACAGCCCCUCCACUGUGUAAUACAGGCCUCACCAACAGAUGGCGACUAUGACUUCUAGAUCUGUCAUCUUCAUGGAGUCUGAGGGGUUAAAAGGAAGAGGAGAAGGUUAAAAAGAGUGAGGGGUGAAUAUGACAGAGAAGAGAAUCAGGGGGAUAAAGGGUGAGAUGAAUGACCUGAGACAGAGAGAGUCAGACGAGUGUGUCACUUUUAUGUUUGUCAGUUUUGUUCCUCCCACCUGAUUUUCUCCUCUUUGACUCGCCACACGCUGAUGGCCGUCCUGUGAUCAGAGAUUGUAUUCCUCGUUGAUCAAAUCCGUAUCUCGAUGUGUGACUGACGUCUGAUUCUUUAAGCACUCGAUCAUCAGACAGGUUAUCAUCCGAUGAGCUCUUCACUGCUGACCUAAGCCCUGCUGCCCAAUUCUCUUUCCUGUUACCUUGGCCAUUGCUUCAGUUCCCACUGUGUCACCUCAUAAAGCUACUGGUCUGUCUGGUCACUCAGGUCCUCGUCACAGCUGCACACUGACAGUUGUUCAAACUCUACAGGCUGACAGCCAUGUUGUCCUGUCGUCUGGAUGUUUGUGUUGGUUGAGGUCGUCUCCUGCUGACCGUGGGGGUUUUGGAGCUCAGGAUUAAUGAACAGGCUGUCAGAAAAAUGGACAUGUCAGUCAGUGGUGUGGGCAGGUGAGCAGGUGGGCACAUUCAGGGCAAAAUGUCACUUAAAUGUCGAUGAGCACACUGGACACAUUGUCAGUCACUGAUAAUCGACUCCAUGUCAGCUCCUGUGGCCCUCAUCAUGUGCUGUAAACACAGACGCCUUUCAUGUGACUUGCACCUUAGUGACAUUCCUGUGACUUUCAGGGCUGUGACAUCAGCUGAUUCUUCUGGAGCCAAACUACUCCCUCUUGUGGGCACUCUCCGUAUUAAACACAUGAGAAGUUAUUAUAAGAAUUAAUUAUGUAAAAAAAUAUUUAACUUAAUCUUUAAUUAAUCCUUUGUUAAUUAUGAUUAGAUGUUACAUUCACGGGUCCUUCCCAUGUCUGCGUGGGUUUCCUCCCACAGUCCAAAGACAAGCAGGUUAGGUGCAUUGGCGAUCCUAAA